AUGGCUGAUGAGAAGGCUCGAACCGGCAACGACGCUCUCGAUCUCGCGGUAUGGCAGUUCGCUGUUGUGGUCAGGCAUGGCAUGGUCCCCCAGACAUCGAUCGACAUGCUCGAGGAUCUCCUUGUUCAAUGCCGGAUCACCCCGCGGUCUUCUCUUCUUCCCGGCCCACCUUCGCCGCGUCUGUUACCCUCCACCACGUACAGUGUGGGACGCCUGGGUGGAAAGGAAAAGAUCGAACGCAGGGCUGUACAACAUCCUCAUGCAGACAUGUCCUUGCAAGCCAUAAUCACUGCACGAACAGGCGCAAAGGAUCAUGGUGAUUCGUGA
Fusarium mangiferae is the source of this 327-nucleotide messenger RNA. RefSeq lists its product as uncharacterized. The record is from RefSeq and is a predicted model, not a curated record. The transcript is spliced from 3 exons. Lineage: Eukaryota; Fungi; Ascomycota; Sordariomycetes; Hypocreales; Nectriaceae. The coding region runs from base 1 to 327 and encodes 108 amino acids.